AUGGCGUCGAACGACCCUCACCGCGGUGGCACUCUUGAAGAGAUGGCACCAACUGGGACUCGCAUCCCCAAUGAUGCCGGGUUACAAAACACAAUUCUUUCAGUGCCACGCCAAGAUCAGUGGGGUGAGGACCACCGCUUUAGCUACGACGGGAUCGCACAGCCUUCGGUACCUACCGCCGCAGACAAUGCUACAGAUAUGCCACGGAGCACUCGCGAUGUAGGCCAGUCCGGAGAGGUUAUGACUGGCACUGGAGACUCGCUGCCAGGCGAAAUUGAAACCAAGAGGUUGUAUACACGGACUAAUGAUCCCGGCGCAAAGGGCCACGGACGUAAUCUCAAGCACGGUGUGAAAACAACAAGUGGGUAUGGUACGUUGGCUGGAGAGGAUCCCGAAGACGCUCAAAGAGCGGGAGAGCCUGAACAGAGAUCUUGA
Molecule: messenger RNA, 435 nt
Organism: Talaromyces proteolyticus
Lineage: Eukaryota; Fungi; Ascomycota; Eurotiomycetes; Eurotiales; Trichocomaceae
Exons: 1
Coding region: 1-435 (144 amino acids)
Source: RefSeq, a predicted model, not a curated record